Staurois parvus is the source of this 392-nucleotide messenger RNA. NCBI's taxonomy places the organism in Eukaryota, Metazoa, Chordata, Amphibia, Anura, Ranidae. The record is from the annotation of a GenBank genome assembly.
CAGGUUGAGGGGCUCCAGGGUAAAGGUUUGAUAUGGAGGAAAGUGGCUUUUCCUCCUUUGUUUGUAAGGUCCAUUUUGGGAGCUGGAGCCUGGAGAUUUCGAAGCGAUUUGGGAGGGAUGAAAUCUCCAAUCCUGGGACCAGGUUUUGGGAAUGGCCAGGAGACUGCACAGGUGUGUGCAGGCCUCUUCAUAAGAGUCAGGACCAGGGUUCUGGGCUCCACCCCCGGCAGAUAGGAGUCAGGAGGUCACUGCCUGGAAGUCAGAGUUCCCCUUUAGGAAAGGUAUGGUCAGACCAGAUUGGACCCCUGUAAGUGAGAGCUGAUUUCGAAGCGAUUUGGGAGGGAUGAAAUCUCCAAUCCUGGGACCAGGUUUUGGGAAUGGCCAGGAAACUG